GCCUCUCUCGGUCUCGGCGAAUUGUUGGAACUCCCACUACGAGGCUAUCGAUUAUUCAAAUACCCCUCGGAAUACGCACCGCUAGGACAGGACUCAAAAUGGGGUGCCGAUUUCCUGCUCUGGUGGUACCUGACUGCGACCGUGAUUGGGAUCGUGCCGUAUGUGAUAUCCACAAGUCUCGAUGAGCCGAUAUUAUGGCUGUUCCUCUUCACGCCAGGCUUCUUGGUGGGGUUUGCGGUGUUGACUGCUGCUGCCAGUCUGUUCCCGUUCAAACUUCCGUUCCGAGUUAGUAGUGAUGCGAAGGGAGAGAGUUGUAAACCUUUCACAUAUUAUGUUAUCGAGGAUUUUGUUGCUGUGGAUGCGGGGCAGGGGAAGGGGUAUAGGGAGGAGUUGAAGGAAAGAUGGAACACGAGUCCAGUCUUCAGGAGGAUGAUUUGGGAUGUUAAUCUUUGGUGGACUAUUGGAGGGGUGAUCUUUAUUGCGGCACUGGCCGUUGUUACCUGGGGAUGCGAUUUUGACACGGCGUAUGGCUUGUCUUUUGGGGUACUGUUCAUAUGGAUUGGGGUUUGGGCGCUGGUGACUUGGUUAUGGGUGAACAGAAACCUCCGUGUAGAA
Molecule: messenger RNA, 615 nt
Organism: Hyaloscypha bicolor E
Lineage: Eukaryota; Fungi; Ascomycota; Leotiomycetes; Helotiales; Hyaloscyphaceae
Exons: 1
Source: RefSeq, a predicted model, not a curated record